GACUGGCUUUCUCUCGCUCUAGGAGGCCCAGGAUGGGGCCGGGGAAGGCUCUGAGGAAAUAGGCGGGGUCCUGCAGAAGGGAGGAGGAAGAUGGCAGAGACCGAGGCUCAGCUGCUGCUGAGUGUGGGGCUGAUUGAAAAAGAUACCAAUGGAGAUACUCUGUGGGUCUGGUGCUACCCUUCUACAACAAUUGAAUUAAGGGACCUCUUGUUGAGAAAAUGCUGCCUUACAGAUGAAAGCAAAGAGCUUCGCUCGUUCGCAUUUGGUCAGUACAGGUUGACGUGGUUUUAUGUUACAACCAUGGAAGUACCAGAUUCUUCAGCCUUGAAAAAGGUGACCCAUUUUUCCAUUGUCCUGACUACCAAAGACUUUAACCCAGAGAAAUAUGCAGCCUUCACUAGGAUCCUCUGUCGAAUAUACCUGAAAUAUGGGAGUCCUGCGAAAAUGAUGGAGAGCUAUAUUUCUGUCCUUACAAAGGGGAUCUGCCAGAGUGAAGAAAACGGAUCUUUCCUGAGCAAAGAUUUUGAUGUCAGAAAAGCUUACCUUGCAGGCUCAAUCAAAGAUAUAGUAUCUCAAUUUGGAAUGGAAAUAGUCAUCCUGUAUACUGCACUCAUGUUAAAGAAAAGAAUUGUAGUAUAUCACCCCAGAUUAGAAGCCAUCCAGGAAUUUACAAGGACUCUACCAGCCUUAGUGUGGCAUCGCCAAGACUGGUCAAUCCUUCAUUCACAUGUACAUCUGAAUGAUGAUGAACUGGAAGCAUUAAAGACGUGCCCAGGUUACGUUGCUGGAUUUAUAGACUCGGAAGUCAGCAACAGGCCAGACCUCUAUGAUGUAUAUGUGAAUCUGGCCGAAAGUGAAAUCACCAUUUCACCGCAAGCGAAAGAGGCAAUGACGAUGGGGAAACUCCACAAAGAAAUUGGUCAGCUCAUCGUUCAGUCCGCAGAAGAUCCUGACAAAUCAAACAGUCAAGUUGUUAAGGAUAUUUCACUGAAGACGAAAGAAAUCUUGACGAACCUGGCCUCCUUCACAGAGGUCUUGCAUGAUGGAGAGAAGCCAUCGCUUAACUUUGAAGCACUGAAGCAGAAGAGAUUUCCACCAGCUACUGAAAAUUUCCUCUACCAUUUGGCAGCUGCUGAACAAAUGCUUAAGAUCUGAUGGGUGGACCUCAUACAGCGAUUCAAAGUUCUCGCUGCCGCCAUGUUUUCUGAGCAUCCCAUACCUACGUAGAACAUUCCGCAGAGGAAAGAGCAUUUCUAUCUGGAGGGGGGGGGAGUAAGGAUGUUACAGGCUUGAGAUAAAAACACUGCAGUGUGUAGCAGAAAACACUUCUUUUUUCCAUUUUUUUAAUUUAGGGUUUUCUACAAAAUGGGACAGAUUCUUCUUCUUAAAGACAAAAUGAAAAGACAGCUUACAUAAAGGAUGUAAGGCUACAAGUUUUUCUGUAUUAAAGUGGAAAAUUCGAUAAACCCUAUCAGCAUCCUAGUGUAAAGAAACAGGAUACUGCAAAAGUGAUAAAUGAAAAUAUGAAAGCCAUUAAAAUAGACAAGAUAAAU
Messenger RNA from Lacerta agilis (Sand lizard), 1553 nucleotides. It is a transcript of the gene DENND10, whose product is annotated as DENN domain containing 10. Gene Ontology annotation, cellular component: late endosome. Gene Ontology annotation, biological process: regulation of early endosome to late endosome transport; protein transport. The record is from RefSeq and is a predicted model, not a curated record. Lineage: Eukaryota; Metazoa; Chordata; Lepidosauria; Squamata; Lacertidae. The coding region runs from base 91 to 1155 and encodes 354 amino acids. The transcript has 9 exons. Gene Ontology annotation, molecular function: small GTPase binding; guanyl-nucleotide exchange factor activity.